Messenger RNA from Rotaria sp. Silwood2, 906 nucleotides. The record is from the annotation of a GenBank genome assembly. NCBI's taxonomy places the organism in Eukaryota, Metazoa, Rotifera, Eurotatoria, Philodinida, Philodinidae.
AUGUUAAGUAAAGACACCAGUUCUUACGAGGAUACAACCGUGUUACCUUCUGAAAUCGCCAUUCCUCGUGUAGCACGUUUCUGGAUUAUUCUUCUCGUAUACAUUCCAUCGGUUAUCUGUUCUUUGUUCAUUUUGUAUAAUUUUAUUGUCCAACGAACAUUACGCCAAGCUCUGCAUAAUCAUGUUAUUGCUCUUCUUCUUUUCGUCAAUUUUAUUGCUCAACUAACAAAUAUUCCAUGGGCUCUUAAUUAUUAUCGUUUAGGAUAUGUUUGGCCACCAAAGUGUUUGUUUUGUCUUACAUGGAUUUUUAUUAAUGAAGCUUUCUAUAUUUUAACAACAAUUCUAUUUGCUUGGGCAACUAUUGAACGACAUAUUCUCAUCUUUCAUGAUAAAUUAUUAUCAACAAAAUAUAAAUUUAUUUUCUUUCAUUAUUUACCAGUGGUCAUAGUUUUUCUCUAUUGCAUCUGUUAUAAUACUAUUGUAAUUAUUUUUUCACCAUGUGAAAAUAUAUAUGAUUAUUCUCAACUUUCAUGUGGUAAUUCUCUUUGUUAUUAUGAAGUUCCAUCAGUAGCAAUUAUUCUUCUUCUUUUACGUGUUCUCUAUAAAAAAUCUCAAAUGCAUCGACCAAUUCGUUGGCGAAAUCAUCGAAAGAUGACGAUUCAAGUAUUAUCAAUAUCAGUUCUGUAUCUUUUUAUAUACAUACCAAAUAUGUUAUUGGAAUUCGUUCAUCUUUGUGGCAUUGCUGAAGAAGUGGGUGCCGAUUUUAUGUUAUAUGCAAAAUUCUUUGAAUAUCAUGGCAAUCUUUUAUUACCUUUUGUAUGUGCUAUAUCAAUGCCUGAACUUAGAAAAAAAAUUAACAAAAUAUUUUCAUAUUGUCGACGACAACCACAAGCAGUUGGCCCUUAG